AUGAGCGACAGUCAGUCAAAAUCGAAAUCAAACGGUUAUAAAACGAAAUCUCCGCUGGAGAAUGAUACUCCUCAGAAGUCGAACACAGCAGUUCCGUCUAUGGAACCUGAUGGAACGAUUGAAAGUAACUGGAGUGAGCUGGUCGAACAAUUCGAUCAGAUGAACUUACGUGAACCGCUAUUACGUGGUAUCUAUGGUUAUGGUUUUGAAAGACCUUCAGCUAUUCAACAGCGUGCCAUUAAGCCAUGUAUUUUAGGUCACGAUGUGAUUGCUCAAGCACAAUCGGGUACAGGCAAAACAGCUACUUUCGCUAUUUCAAUUUUACAACAACUUGAUACCGAAUAUAAAGACUGUCAAGCAUUAAUUUUAGCACCUACACGAGAGCUGGCUCAACAAACCCAGAAGGUAGUACUAGCCCUUGGCGAUUAUAUGGGAGUCUCAUGUCAUGCUUGUAUUGGAGGUACCAAUGUUCGCGAUGAUAUAAAACGACUUGAAGCAGGUGUUCAAAUUGUCGUUGGUACACCCGGUCGUGUCUACGAUAUGCUUAAUAGAUCAGCUCUUCAUAGUAAAAAUAUCAAAAUGUUUGUGUUAGAUGAAGCUGAUGAAAUGUUAUCACGUGGUUUUAAAGAACAAAUCUAUGAUUUAUUCACGACCAUGCCACAAAAUGUUCAGGUUAUUCUACUAUCGGCUACAAUGCCCAAUGAUGUACUCGAAGUAACAACUAAAUUUAUGAGUGAUCCAAUCAGAAUCCUUGUGAAAAAAGAAGAACUUACACUUGAAGGCAUUCUUCAAUUUUACGUUACUGUGGAACGUGAAGAAUGGAAAUUAGAUACGCUUUGUGAUUUGUAUGAAACAUUAACAAUAGCACAAGCUGUCAUCUUUUCUAAUACACGUCGAAAAGUUGAUUGGUUAACAGAAAAAAUGCGUGCACGCGAUUUCACUGUAUCUGCCAUGCAUGGUGAUAUGGAUCAAAAAGAACGUGACAUAAUCAUGAAAGAAUUUCGAACUGGUUCAAGCAGAGUAUUAAUUACAACUGAUUUACUUGCCCGCGGUAUUGAUGUACAACAAGUCAGUCUUGUUAUCAAUUAUGACUUACCAAAUAAUCGUGAGAAUUAUAUCCAUCGUAUUGGUCGUGGUGGUCGAUUCGGUCGUAAAGGUGUAGCAAUCAAUUUUGUUACUGAGGAAGAUCGACGAACAUUACGUGAUAUUGAACAAUUCUACAAUACACAAAUACAAGAAAUGCCAAUGAAUAUUGCCGAUUUAAUUUAA
Messenger RNA from Rotaria socialis, 1269 nucleotides. NCBI's taxonomy places the organism in Eukaryota, Metazoa, Rotifera, Eurotatoria, Philodinida, Philodinidae. The record is from the annotation of a GenBank genome assembly.